CUGGCCCCCUCUCGUCAGUGUCGCCAUGAUGGUCGUGGUGGAUAGACGUGGGUGGUGUUAGUGCUCCUGUCCGUUCAUCCAGCGAGGUCAUCAGGGGAGUACCGUUACUUUGACCUGAUCGUGACCUCAGGAGAUCGGUGGCAGCAGCAGCAGUGCUGGUAGUGUGUGCUGCUGGCAAGCCCUGCAAGUGGUGGUGGUGAGCAGCGCCCCACACGCCAAUGCCCCCCGGGCUGGCCGCCGCCGCCCGGCCAUGGCAGGAGGAGUGGCGGCCUCCAGCAGGGAGCAGCGCCCCCCCCAGGAGUUGGGAGUGUGAGAGUGGGUGAGGCCCCAUGGAGGGUGAUCAGAGCCCCGGUGGCUCUGCUGUCUCCCAGGACACUUAUUUGUUGAUAGGAGGGGCCCCUCCCCUACAGCAGGGGCGGCCCCGCAGUGUGCCACGGGGGUGCCGGCCAUGGCGGCUGUGGCACCGCACCUCACUGUGCCUGGCAGGGCCACGCAAGGCAUCCUGGCGGCGCCGCGUGGUGGUCCUGGCCGUGCUGAUAGCCGUGCUGCUGCUGCUGCUGUACUCCCUUGGAGAGUCCUCACACCGCACCAUCAUGAGCUUUGUUGUGUGUUCCAGCAUGGUCCGUGGCCGUCCCCCUGAGGCCGCCUUCCGCUGCAACGGCCCUGUCAACACCACCAGCCAGCUGCCCCACCCCCAUGCCCCCCCGCGGCCCACCCAGAGCAGGCUGCGGGAGGACCCCAAGGUGCUGCUCUUCACAGAGACGCAGUAUUCCAGGACAGGCCAGGCCAUCAUCCACAUCCUGGUGGCCAAUAGAAUUAAGUACAAGAUGGAGGUGCUGGGGAAGUCACUGCCAGGCCUCACCAACCUGUCCAAGGGGAAGUACGGAGUGGUGGUGUUUGAGAACUUUGAGCGCUACCUACAAAUUGACCCCUGGAAUCGAGAGCUGCUAGACAAGUACCUCAGGGACUAUGGCGUGGGGCUUGUGGGGUUCAUGCCAGCGAGGGAGGAGACGCAGGUUGGGGCGAAGCUAAGGGGGUUUCCUCUCUAUGUACACUCCAAUCUCGGCCUUGAGAAUGUGAGCCUGAAUAGUGACAACCCAGUGCUGCGGCUCACCAGGGCGGGCGGCACACUGCAGGAGGAGCUGCCCGGCACUGAUUGGACUGUCUUCACCCCAGCCGACACCACCUACACACCCCUUGAGUGGGCUGCCCCCAGCCUGCCCCACUUUUCAGAGGAGCGCCUCAUUCUGUCCAUCCUGGACAAGGGUGACUACGACGGUAUCUCCAGGGUGCUAUUUGGCGGGAACCUGGACUUCUGGCUGCACCGGCUGUUGUUCCUGGAUGCCGUGUCAUACCUCAGCCUGGGCCGCAUCUCCCUGUCCCUGGAGCGCUACAUCCUGGUGGACAUUGACGACAUCUUUGUGGCCAAGAAGGGCGUACGCAUGACUACUGAUGAUGUGAAGGCCCUGCUGGAUUCACAGUGGCGCCUGCGGGAGUUGGUGCCAGAGUGGCGGUUCAACCUGGGCUUCAGUGGGAAGUAUUACCAGAAUGGCUACCCAGAGGAAAAUGCUGGGGACAGGAUGCUGCUGGAGCAUGUGGAUGAGUUCUGGUGGUUCGGACACAUGUGGGGGCACACUCAGCCUCACACACUCACUCAGGAGAAGCUGGAACACCAGAUGCAACUCAACAAGCAGUUCGCCCUUGCACACAACAUUCCUACUGACUCAGGUUACAGCAUCGCCCCGCACCACUCCGGCGUGUAUCCUGUGCACGAGCCGCUCUAUGACGCCUGGAAGAAGGUCUGGAACGUGCGGGUGACAUCCUCUGAGGAAUACCCACAUCUUUACCCGGCUCGGCUCAGACGGGGCUUCAUUCACCGCAAUAUUAUGGUGUUGCCGAGACAGACAUGUGGCCUCUUCACACACACAGUCUUCAUUGACAAGUACCCAGGGGGACGUCAGACUCUGGACUCUAGCAUACAUGGGGGGGAGCUGUUCCUCAGCAUUGUGUACAACCCUAUCAGUAUCUUCAUGACGCACCUGAGUAACUAUGGCAAUGACCGCCUUGCUCUGUACACCUUCGAGUCAGUCAUCAAGUUUAUCAAGUGCUGGACGAAUCUCAGCCUGCGCACGGUGCCUCCCCUGCAGCUGGGCGAGAAGUACUUCCACCUCUUCCCCAAUGAGAGGGAUCCAGUCUGGGGGUACCCCUGUGCAGACCGGCGCCACAUGCAGAUCUGGGCUAAGGAGAAGUCAUGUGAGCAGCUGCCUAAGUUCCUGGUGAUUGGCCCACAGAAGACCGGCACCACAGCCCUGUACACCUUCCUGGCCAUGCACCCUGCCAUUGUGGCCAACUACCCUUCUGCUGACACUUUUGAGGAGGUGCAGUUCUUCAAUGGCAAGAAUUACUACAAGGGGAUUGACUGGUACAUGAAUUUCUUCCCAGUACCGGCCAACUCCUCCAGCAGGUUCCUGUUUGAGAAGAGUGCCACCUACUUUGAGGGGGAGAUGGUGCCGCAGCGUGUGAAGGCCCUGCUGCCACAUUCCAGACUGGUGGUGACAGUCAUUCCUCCAAGCAAGCGCGCCUACUCCUGGUACCACCACAUGCGUGCUCACAACGACCCCACAGCCCUGCAGUACACCUUCCACCAGGUGAUAACGGCAGGUGAUGGCGAUCCCAGGGCACUCAGGAGCCUCAGGAAUAAGUGUCUGGUGCCAGGGAUGUAUGCCAAGCAUCUGGAGCGUUGGCUUGACCACUUCCCCGCUUCUCAGCUCAUCCUCAUCGACGGGGAGGAGCUGCGCAGUGACCCGGUGUAUGUCAUGAAUGAUCUGCAGCGUUUCCUUGGCAUCCAGCCCUUUUAUAACUACACUGAGCACUUGAGGUAUGACAAGAGGAAGGGCUUCUUCUGCCAGGUGACAGAAGAGGACAAGACAAAGUGCCUAGGGAGAGGGAAGGGCAGAAUUUAUCCUCCCAUGAAUGAGUCAGAUGCUAAACUACUGAAGGAGUACUACCAGCCCUACAAUGUUGCCCUGGAGAAGCUGCUCACCCGACUCGACUACCCAGUACCCAAGUGGCUGGAGGAGGAGCUUCAGUGACCUGCUCUCACCCAAAACCACCCAGAGGUCACCCAAGACUUAGCUGAAUGCAUCACCUGAGAAAAGAGCUGCAAGAACACAACAUUAAGAGGAAAACUGAACAUCAGGUGCCUAUUAUUGCCUAUUAUUUUGAACAAACCCAUUUCCACAUCAAAAUAGGGACAGUACCCAUUCACCCAUAGAAGGUUACUGUUUUCCCUGUUUUUCCCUGAUUAUUUGAGAGACACAGAUCUCAUUGUGUCCCAAAGCCUUAUCUCAAGCUGGACACCAAACACUGACUCACAGAGCAGAUUAAGACACUUCAGAAUCAUUGCUUCAAAGUAGGACAUAAUAUUGAGACCAUCACAGCAUAUACACAAACAUAUGGAUGUCGUAUGUGUGUAUGUGUGUGUGGUGGAGUGAAUUAUUGACUUAUUUCAUUUAAGUCGCUUUUGGAAUGAAUAUAACUGGCUGGAAUAAGAAGAUGCUAAAGGGAAUGUCUAGCUAUUAAUCGACUUAUUUUAUUUAAGUCACUAUGGAACGGAUACAAAUGGUUGGGAGUGAAGGUUGCCAAAAGGAAUGACCAGCUAUUAUGAUUAACUUAUUUAUCUAAGUCGUGUUGGAAUGAUAGGAGGAAUGAACAGAAGAAAAGUAUGAAUUGCUUAAAGGAACGAUAGUUAUUGACUUAUUUUAUUUAAGUCGUUUUGGAAUGAAUGGAAAAAAAAUACUAGGAAUAGGAAUUGUUGAAAGGAGUGACUUGUUAUUAAUUGACUUAUUUUAUUUAAGUCACAUUGAAAUGAUUAGGAAUAGGAAUGAAUGGAAAGAGUGGCUGGGAGUAGGAAUGACUGAAGGGAAUGAUUAGAUGUUAGCAGGGUUAGAAGUGAACUUGUUAGGAAGAGAAGUAUUGAAAGAGAGAGAUUUUCAGAAAGGGUUAUGAAAAGGUGCCAUUUGUGUGUGUGUGUGUGUGUGUGUGUGUGUGUGUGUGUGUGUGUGUGUGUGUGUUUGCAUAAUGGGAUGUAGAAAUCUAUUGAAUCUCAUAAUAACAUGCUCACACAAACACACUGGUAAUGAUAGGUUAUGUCUAGCCAUUACUCAUACCAAUUCCAGCCUUUCAAUGAUGCCACAGGUGUGAUUUCAACAGGUGUGUGUAUGUGUAUGUGUUUGUGUGUGUGUGUGUGUGUGUCACUCUAGGAGGUAAUGCAGUACUGAGUCACUCAAAUCAAAAGUACUCUGACAGGUUAUGUAAAUUUUUUAGUUUAGUCUUUUUAUACUAACUUAAACCUUUACAAAAAUAAUCACAAUACAUCAUCACGUAUCUAAGUCUUUUAUCCCUGUCUCUCAUCCAUUAUCAAGGCCUUUGUUUCCUGUUAGCUCCAUAAUCUUCACUAUUUCUCUCCCUUAUUCCAAACUUUCUCUUUUCUAUUUGAUUCCAAAACUUUCUCUACUUUCUCUCCUUAACUUUUUCUUCUUUCUCCUUGUGAUUACCAGAAGUUUCCCUUUUUUCUCUCCUUGAUCCCCUAAACCUUCUCUUCUUUCUCUAUUUUAUCUCCAUUUUUUUUUCCCUCCUUGAUCCGUAAAACCUUUUUCCCCUCCCCUCCUUCUUUUCUUUCUCUCCUUGAUCCCAAAACCUUCUUAUUCCCUUUCAUUGAUCUCCAAAACCUUUCUUUUCCUCUCCUUGAUCCCAAAACUUUCCUUCUUUCCCUCUCCUUGAUCCCAGAACCUUCCUUCUUUCCCUCUCCUUGAUCCCAGAACCUUCCUUCUUUCCUUCCUUGAACACCAGAACUGUCAUUCCUUCCUUCCACUCCCACAAGUCUUCUCUCUUACUCCUCCUGUGAUCCCCCAAAAACCUUCCCUCUCUUCCUACACUCUCAGACCUCCUCUCCCUCCUUUCCUUCCUCCCUCCAUUCCCCAAACCUUGACAAUUCUAGUACAUAAAUCACACAGCUAAAACAGAACAAGAUAUGAAGAAUGCAUCACCUUGGUAAAUGUUACGUCACAGAAGAACGAGCAGGGAAGUUAUGUAUUCAAGUGAAGUGAGUUAGGCUUGGUAUCUUACUUUAUGGGACUGUGGGUUAUGUUGAGUGCCAUUUGAAGCUUAUUGGGUUUGUGGUUUGUGGUACUGUUAGAAAGAAUGGGGAAGGUUAUUGGAAUGGUGUGUGUGUAUGAGAGAGAGAGAGAGAGAGAGAUUAAUUCAUUUCAGCUCAAAGAUAAAGCUGUUUAAUUCCUGGAAAAGGGGGAGAGAGAGAGAGGAAUUAAUAAAGUGUAAAAGAUGAAAGAUUAUUACAGAAAUCAAAUAAUAAUAUGCAGGAAAUAAAAAAAAGAAUAAGAAGAGUAGAAACAGUAAUAAAACCAUAUGUUAGUAUUCAAACAAAAUGAGAGAGAGAGAGAGAGAGAGAGAGAGAGAGAGAGAGAGAGAGAGAGAGAGAGAGAGAGAGAGAGAGAGAGAGAAUUAUUUAAUCUCAUCAAUAGAUUAAAGAGGCGACAUUAGAACCUAGUCUCUCUCUCUCUCUCUCUCUCUCUCUCUCUCUCUCUCUCUCUCUCUCUCUCUCUCUCUCUCUCUCUCUCUCUCUCUCUCUAUGGCCAGGCAGCAAAACGAGAGCAGUACAGUGAACACUCAAGCAGUAACGUAACACAGACAGACAUUCACUGACUGAUAAACUUAUAGCACAAACCAGGAAAGAGCAUCCUGUUGAGAUAGUGCACUUACAUCUCAUUCCAUUAUGCUCUGUCUAAAUUCAGUGAUAGGAAUGUUUAUCUUAGUUUUUUUAUUUUUUUUUAUUUAUCUUUUUUUUUUGGUGAAUGUGUGAUAAGGGGAGAAGACUUUAAAUUGCACUUUGUAUAUGCAGUUCUUUCAUUCUUAUUUUUUUACGAGUUGGAUGUUUUUCGUACAAUUUUCUUGCGGUAUGUUUUGUGCCGUGAAUAUAUCUCGUGUGCAUUAUACUCUCUAGAUAUGGCAUGUGGUUUAUUUCCAAGAAUUCAGCUUUUUUUUCCCCAUAUCAUGAUUACAAACCCUGACAUUUAUACCUCAUAGUUCCCUCAGUUCUCAUAUUCUCACGGUAUUGUUUUGUUAUUACUCUGGUUCACUUCUCAUUACCAUACCACACAAUGUAAACCUCUAUUAGGCCUGAGAGUCAAACCAAACUCCCUCAUCUCACUACAGGAAUCAACUCAUCAACAGUAAUACCCAAACAAGUCAAGUGAGUCAUCAAAGUCCCUAUGCCCACUACAGAAAUGAACUUGUCCAAUAACUGUAUUACCCCAAGAAGUCAAGUUACUUUUCACUGGUAUACAUAUAGAGCUGAGGGCAGAAUGUAGUCAUUUCAGAGGUGUUCAUUUACUGGAAUUGCUUCUAUGACUCCUAUUGCUCCAUAUGUGGUUGUUUGUUUGGUGCAUUCGUAUCAGCCUGUGCUCAUUUUAACAGUACAGCCCAUUCACUGGUAUACAUGUAGGGCUAAGGGCAGAAUAUGAUAAUUUCAUAGGUGUUCAUUUACCAGUGUUGCUUCAAUGACUCCUAUUACUCCUCUUGUAGUUGUUCAUGGUGCAUCCUUACCAGCCUCUGCUCAUUUUAUCAGUGUGAUCCAUCAUUGCUCCUUAAUCGGGCAUCCAUUAUCUUAUCAGCCAUUGUAUAUUCUCUGUUGAUUAGUGUGGCAGCUUCAAUCUCUCUCCGGAAAUUGGUGUUUUCUGUAUCGUAUGACUUUUUUUUAUUAAUGGUUCUUCUGAGGAGUGUGGGAGCAAGUCAGUGUUUGCUUGUUAUCUGUACUUUAUGGGAAAAUAUGUACCUUUAUAUAUAUGGAGGGGAAGAAAUUUGUGGGAAGUGUGUAUGGUUUAUUUACACAAGUCACUUUUAUUAUAUAUUGUCUUGUAAUCUUAAAAAAAAUGGGUAUGUGUGAAAAAAAAGCAAAUAUGUGGAAAAAUAUAAGGCAUAGUAACAAGAAUAACAAAAAAAAAAAAAAUCAGAUGUCAUAACCUUAGAAAAGAAGAUAUGAUAAUGUUGAAGAGAGCACAAAAAAAUUGAAAAUACCCCAGAAAAGAGCUGAGAUAGAGAUAAACUUACCACGCAAGUUUUCAAGCAAAGCUGAGAGCACAAACGUAGAUUAGCUAACAGGAAUUAAAAAAUGAGAAGUUUACACUCAUUAUAGAUAGAAAAAGAGGUUAAAUAGAUAAAAAAAUAGUAAAUACAUAGUGUCAGAGGAAGAGAAAGAACAAAAAGAUAGUACAUAAAAUAAGAUCAAAUUAAAAUGUAUGUGUAUGUAAGUUUAGAGAGAGAGGAAUAGAGAGAGAGAAAACACACACACACACACACACACACAUACAUACAAGCAUACACACACACUCCCAUAUCAAAUGUCUUGUCAUAUAUCCUGUUUGUUGAUAAACUGAAUGAGCAUUGAGCAAAACUCACCACUUUUUCCCAGCAAGGCACUGUAUACCUUCCCCAGGUGUUCUCAGGGGUCAUUAUUGCUAGUCAGGUAACCCAGGAAGUCUUAUCAAGGUGUGGUUGGCUGUAUGCAUUUAUUUACAAAGCUUAGAAAUUGUGUGGAAGUGAGAAUGAGAAGGGAAAUUCUACGUGCUAUUCUUUGCUAUGGUGUCAAUAAGUCUUGUGCUGUGGGGAAGGGAGUAUGUAUUAUUGCAUGAGAGUAAAUUAUCAGGUUGCAGGGGAAUAAAUGUAGAUGUUAUUCCUUACUAUGGUGUUAAUAUGUCUUGUGUUUUGAUAAGAGGACUGCAUAUUGUUUGUGUGGAAGUAAAUUAUCAGAUUGUACUGGCAGAAUUGUAGUGUUCUGAGUGUUCUUGUGUUUUGAAAAGAGGACUGCUUAUUGUUUGCAUGAGAUUAAAUUAUCAGGUUGUAGUGGGAAGUAAAAUGCUCAAUUGAGGUUAGGAGUAGAAGCCAUUAAGUGCUGUUCUUGUUAUAGUGUUGUGAGGUUUAGUGAGAAGACAUGAAAGAUUGGUUACUGUUAGCAUAGAAAAUGUUAUAUAUGGCAGUCAAGUGUUAGGUAAUGAAGACUGAAACACGUUAGUAAGUAUGCGAAGGAAAUUCCAGUCGCUUCACACAUUAAGAAGUUUAGUGAAGGAAGAAAAACAUUGAUGACAGGUUUUAGUUGCUGUGGAAAUGAGUGAUCAGAAUUUAGGUAAUGAGUAAAGUGCUUUAGUAAGGAUGGGAAGGAAAUUCUAAGUGAUAUCCUGUUAUAGUGUUAGAAUUUAGCCAAGAGUAAAAUGCCAAGUGAGGAUAGAAAAGAAGCUCCAGAUUCUAUUCCUCUCGUGGUAUUAAACUGUAGUCAAAGAAACACUUUAGUGAAGGUAGGAAGGAAAUGUUCUUUCUGUUAUGGUGUCACAAAGUUUAAAGUGUGAAAGGCUUGAGUGGAGGAAAGACAGUGCUACAAGUAUUACUCUUUUCAUGGUGUUAGUCUGGUGAAGAGAGAGGGAAUGUGGGGAUGCCAUGUGUGUUUCUGUGUUGUACUUGUGUGAUUUAUGUAUGAGGAACCAAAAAGUACAGAAAAUCAGGUGGAAGCAGGAAUACUAUAUACAUUUCAACUACAUAUCUUAGCCCUUUCCCUGUGAUAUGCAACAAUGCUCGACACAAGAAACAACGUGUGAAAUUUUUAUAAGCAUCUACAAGAAAGAAAGGGAUUACAAGGAUGGUUUUUGCAAUUUCUAGCCAGUGUAAUGUAAUGUCUCACAGUGGCAGGUGAAUAAGAAAAGAUGUGUCAAAUAGUGAAAGGUUUAAGAGAGACUGUAGUUGAAGUGUAAGUGAAUGAACUGUUCUGCUUUGCCUCGAGUUUCUCCACCACUUCUACUCGUUUGUCUCACUGAUGUCCACUUGCUGUGCUUUAGAGAAAUGUCAGGAAGUCGUGUGGUGCUCUGAAGGGCAAGAAAGAUUGAAAGAUAAGUGCCAUGAAAUACUAUUACAUGAAGUUUUUGCCACAGAUGUGAAGUUCCUAAGGAGAUGGAAGGGAAGUGGAUAUGUGUGUGUGUGUGUGUGUGUGUGUGUGUGGCUCAGAAAGGGAAAGAACCUACUGCCUUGUGAUUAAUGUGUUGUGUAUGGGAAGUGUUUAGAAGGUUUUGUGAAGGAGUUAAUGGACUCAAACUGCAGCUCUAGUGUAUUGGAGUGUGAAAGUGAGAGGAAUGUUUGGAAAGAUACAUAACUUAUAGUUGAGUUUAGGAGUUUUUAGAUGAAAGGAAAGCUUUACGAAGAAAUGGAAGGAUGGAAGGAAGGUUUUGUGAAGGAAUUAAAGGACUCAAAUGUGUGUGCUGGAGUGUGAGAGGAAGGUUGGAAAGAAAUAGAACUUACUAGUUGAGUUAUGGAGUUUUUAGAUGAAAGGAAAGGUUUGCAAAGAUUUUAUUUGACUAUUUUAAUAUUCCAAAGCAUUUAUGAAGUUUGGUGAGAAUGUAAGAAGCUGAGUGAUUGAUACGUUGCGUGUGGAGAUGAAAGGAGGGAUUGUGAAGAAUUGGGGAGGCAACUGAUUCCUGUACAUACCAUACUGCACUUAUAAAAUGUAAACUGUGUGAUGUAGCAGGGAUAAAUCAACUACCAGUCAUACUCGUACUGUGCUACAAAUAUAAACAUUCCUAUGACAGCUCUGGUGCUUGAUACUCAAUUAUAAUCCAGCCAAAAUGAAAGCCAAAAUGUAAAAAUAAUGAGAAUGUGGUGCUUGAACCUUAUGCAGUACAAUCCAGUCCUAUUAAAAAGUCGAGAAUAUUAACUUUAAACAUUUUUUUUAUGCUUGAAAUCUAUAUUAUGCAGUCAGAUCCUCUUAAAAAGCCAAAAAUAUUAUCUAUAAAACAUUCUUAGUGCUUCAAGUCCAUACAGUGCUAUCCAAUCUUAUUUAAAAGUCAAGAUAUCAGCUAUAAACAUUCUUAGUGCUUGAAUGCAAAACAGUGCAAUCCAAUCUUACAUAAAAAAAUAAAAUAAAAUAAAAAUAGAAACUAGACUAUCAACAAUAAAAUCAAUGUUCUUUGUGCUUGAAACCCAAACAUUGCCAUCCAAUCUUAUUUAAAAGUUAAGAACAUCAACUAUAAAAAUUUUUUAGCGCUUGAAACCCGAACAGUGCGAUUUAGUCUUAUUAAAAAUACAAAACUAUAAACUACAAACUCUCUCAGAACUUGAAAACAACGCAGUCCGAUUAUACUCACAAACACAAAAAAACUAUUCAAUACUCAACUCUCCCACUAACAAAACCAAGAUGUCUACCAGUACCCCUUUUUCAUACAUUUCCUAACACGCUUUUCUCGUCAUAAGACCACCUGCCGAGACCGUGAUAACACCAAGAGUCAUAAACAGGGACAAUAAACCUUAAUGCCACCCAUAUGUGAACUCAGGGUGGGGGCUGUACUUCUGGUUCUCCCUGUGUGUCGUGGCUUGGGUGUGGAAUGUGGUGGGAAGCGGAAGGAAAUGUGUGUGUAUGUGUGUGUGUGUGUCAAGGCGUGGGAGUGUGUGUGUAUAAGUGUGUGUGUGUGUGUGUGUUUGUUCUAUUGAUAGCUGGUAUGUAGUUCAGAAGUUCGUUUGUUAGUGGCAGUUGUGGUGGUGAUGGUUGGCAUGUGUGUGUGUGUGUGUGUGUGUGUGUCGGGUGGGGAGGGGGACGAGGAUAAGGAAUUUCUCUCUCUCUCUCUCUCUCUCUCUCUCUCUCUCUCUCUCUCUCUCUCUCUCUCUCUCUCUCUCUCUCUCUCUCUCUCUCUCUCUCUCUGCAUUUUUCCUAGGACUAAUUAGUGGGAAUCCUUCUUUAUCGAGAGAGAGAGAGAGAGAGAGAGAGAGAGAGAGAGAGAGAGAGAGAGAAUGACGUGUGUGUGUGUGUGUGUGUGUAAGAGAUGACAUAAUAUCAUGGUGGCGUAAAAGUCAUGCACACACACAAUCAUAACCCUUAUCCACAAAUUGAUAACAACGCCAGGAACUUAAUGCGACCGUCCCUUGCUAUCACCUGUUAGAAGCAUUUCCCUCCUUUCCCGUUCAGUCAUUGGGCGUUGUGUAGCGAGGGAGAAGAGAAGCUAUGACGGUUAGGUUGAUAAUAAAAGGCACAUUCAAGGAGAAGAGAAAAGUUGGCAGAAGAAAAGCUAUAAGGGGUUAAGAAAAACACAGCAAGUAAAAAGAAAAAAAAAAGCACCUUUUAUAAUUACUUCUCUCAUUUUCUUUCUGUGGUGUAGGAGGAAAAGACUGGUUGAAUAGCUAAAGAUAGGCUAUGACUGCUAGAUUGCUUCAUAAAGGCGAACAGUGAACUUAUUAUGACGCUACUAAUCAGGAGAAAACAUUUUGAUAUUAAAGGAGAGGAACUGUCGAGGCAACUGAACAAACAAAUGAAAAACAACACCCAACCCAGUCAACCCAGUCAUCUUUGAACCAGUCUCGCUGUUUUUAUGUAACCGUCUCGUAACGCCCGGCAGAACAUGCGAGAAGAAAGUGUUGUGUAACGUUUAAAGGAGCAUUGAUUUGGACCCACAUCACGUACGGGCUCAGCGGCGUAUAGCAGUGCAGAAAUUGUAUAAAAACGUGUGUAUGGUAAUGAUACGAUUUUACAUUAUGCGAAGUAUGAUGUUUGUUACGUAAAUUAGAAAAAAGAAGAACGCCUGUUAAACUGUCAUGCACAACUUAUCGGAUGUCAACAUAUUUGUAUUGAAAAGGGUUUACAUUAUGCGAAAUAUGGUAUUUGUUUGUGUUACGUAAAAUUAAGAAAAAAAUACAGAAGAAAACAUUUAAACUACCAUACUCACAAACGGACAUCAAAAGAAAAUGUCGCAAAAAGUGCAGAAAGUAAAUUAUAAUAACCUACACGAUUUAUGUUAUCGAAAUACAGUAUCUUUGUGUUACGUGAACAGAAAUGAAAGAAUGAAAGAAGACUACCGUGCACACACACAAUCGGAUAUCAACAAAUUUAAAUCGUAACAUCAGUAAAAUAUAUAAUAAUAACCUAUACCUCUUAUAACAAUAUUCGAUACACAAAUAUUAUGUAACUUAGGAGAGAAACGUUUCAACCACCAAUCACAACACUGACGGACGCACGCACGCACAACGAGAGCACAAACUUGUAUCGAAAGAGGGGAGAAAAAAAAAAAAAACAUGGUAACCUUUCUUUAUCUUGGAUUUAUCGCAGCAGUUUAGAAAAGUUAUACAUAGGUGGCGGUAGUGGUGGUGGUGAUGGGAAUGUGUGGCAGGGCGGGGUGAGGAAGGACAGCAGAGUAGGAGCAAGGUCAGUUGAAGAGUCCUUGGCUUGGCGACUGGGGACCUUAGAAACGUGGCGACGUCUUGUCUGUUACAGCGUGCUAAUGUGGAAGUUAUUAAUGCUUUCAAGGGUGUUUUAAUGAUCCUGAUGAAAGUUUAACAAGGCAAUUGUAGGGGAUCUUAGAAAUGUUCUGGCGUUUUGUCUCUUUUAACUUGCUGGGAUGGGAGUUAUUAGACUUUUGAAGAGUUUUUAACGGUUCUAGAAAAGUUUAACAAGGUUUCUGCGUCAUCACAAGGAAACAUAUCUAUCGGAGACCUUAUAAAGAUAUUGGCAGCAGCUUCUCUGUUAUAACAUGCUGGUGUGGAAGUUAUUAGAGUUUUCAAGGAUGUUUUAAUGAUUCUAGUGAGAGUUUAACAAGGUUUCUGCAUGGUCACUAGGAAAUAUAUCUAUGAGAACUUAGAAAAUAAUCUAAAACUUUUGAAAAUGUCUGAUAAGAGCACAUAAGGUUUCAGAAUACUGGGGUACUGAAGGGUUAAGCGCUUGAUGGAAGUUCCUAGGGUUUUCAAGAGUGUCUUCAGGUUACAGGGAAAGUUUAACAAGACUUCUGUAUCAUCACUAGGAAAUAUACCUAAGAAAACCUAAAAAUCAUAUCUAAGGUUUGAGAAUAAUCUAAUAAGAACACGAAGCGUUUCAGAAUGGAGAAGUGAAGGAGUGAAUGCGGGGUGUCUGCUACACAAGUUUUUCCUUUAAUCACAAACAACUCUUCUGACACUUGAUUUUUAGUAAACUCUCUCAAAUAUUUAUAUAGCCUUAGAGAGAGAGAGAGAGAGAGAGAGAGAGAGAGAGAGAGAGAGAGAGAGAGAGAGAGAGAGAGAGAGAGAGAGAGGAAACAAACUUUUUCCUCUCCCUCUGUUUCUGCUACACAACCUUUCCUUUAAUCACAAACAACUUUUCAGACUUUUUUUUAGUAAUGAACUCUUAAAUAUUUAUAAAUAUAUAUCCCCCUCCCCCCAAAAAGACGAAACUAACUUUUUUUUCAGUCCUGUCUCUGUUACACAAUUUUUCAUUCAAACACGAACAACUUUUUACGCAUUAACUAUUUGUACUCAACUCUCUUCAGUAUUUAUGUAACUUGGAAGAAAAAAAAAUAGACGAAAUUAACACAUGCUCUCUCGUGCCUCAUCUGUCUCCACGCACUGUUGUGGAGACUUAGGAAGGACACCCAUUGUAGUAAAAAAAAGAGUCCAGAGAAACAGCAUUAACACACGUGAUGGAGUGGUGUGGUGGUGUGGCAGCGUAGUGGCGCCGGGUGGGAGUUACCAGGUCCAGUUUACCCUUAGAAAAACAAGCGCAGGGACGGCGUGGGGUAGAAGUUGUAGAGUCCAUCACGUGAGGGUGUGUGGCCUUAGGAGCACACGUGAUGGCGCUAGUGGUGGUGUCUGGGAGUCUGGUGUGUGACGUCCGUGGCAUGAAUGUGCUUCUUGUAAGAGGUGGUGGUGGUGGCGGUGGCGGUGGCGUCUGCAGUGAAUCCUCAAAGUGAAGAUAGGCGAGUAGAUUUAAAUAAGCGAAGGUGGUGGUGGUGGUGGUGGUGGCGGCGUCUGCAGUGAACUCUCUAAGCGAAGAUAGGCGAGUAGAUUUAAAUAAGCGUAGCAAAACCAAGGCAAGCAACUUCAAACAAGCAAAGCAAAAUCAAUCCAUCAGAUAAUAUUCUUUUUUUCUUUUUUUUUCAUACGUAAGGGUCAUUAACAUAACCCUUUGACUUGUAAUCUUUUCUGAGUCCGCAAAAUUAUCUGGUGCAAGAUUUAAAGUAAAAUUUUUAAAAGACAACCAUCAAUAAUAAAAGGAGAGAGAGAGAGACAGAGGGGGGGGGGACGGGUAAUUCAAACCAUAGCGUAUAGUUUCAUUGGUCCUCAGAAUUAAUCAAGGUCACAGAAGUAUAUCAGUGUGCCUUUUUUAUUUCAGCCAUUUUUGUUGCCAUUGGCCUGAGCCCCUUACAUAAAAAAAAAAGAUGAUAAAAAGCCAAUCUAUUAGCAUUCAAAGGGUUAAACAGACACAGCUCAAAGAAACACGAUAUGCGUAUAGAUGAAAUAGUAGAUUGUAGAUUGAAAACACUAGUAGGUCUUCUGGAUAAGCUUCAUAAGGAGAGAGUCUGGUUUAUUUUCUGUCUUAACCUUGGUUCCUGGCAUGUGAUGGUCCUGGGGCUUGUGGGAGCUGCCUCGUGUGCCUCUGGUGAGUGGUGGUGGCGCUGGUAGUGGUGGCACUGACGUGUGUUGUGACCCUCAUUGAAGAGACGAAAGGAAGCAAGCAAGCAGUCAUUCAGUUAGUCAGUCAGUCUCCUUCCGUGUUCUCAUUAGUCACGCAAGCACUUUUCCAAUUAAUUGAUGGCACGAUGGUUCAUAUCCGCGUGCGUCACUAACCAAACUUUUAUAGAGAAAGGAUUUAAUUAUAUGCAAAAGAAAAAAUAAAUAAAUAAAUAAACGGACAACAAGGGCGUCUCAAAACUAAAACCUUAAUUCAAGAUACGUGCAUUGGUGAACGUUUUACCCCUCAAGUAACGCGUAGAAGUAUGAUAGAAGUGUGAUUCUUGAUAUUUGCCACAGCUCUGCAUUACCAAACGUUGCAUCGUCUUAUUUCAGCUGUUAACAGGCUAAGUGGAGGUUACUGGGGGUUUUCCUUUUGCCCUAGUGAUUCAAGUGAUUUAAUACGGGUUUAGCAGCAUCAGAGAGAGAGAGAGAGAGAGAGAGCGGCAAAUCUGGUGUCCUUGAAGAUAUUCCUCAUGUAUGCCCGGAGUGUUUAAGAUUGUGACCCUCAGUAAUUAUUUGUUUAGGCUCAAUUUGAUUACUUUUUAACGGGUUUUAUAGACCAUUCCGCGUUUGAUGGUGUUAGUGUUCUCAAAAUUAGGCUUCAUUGAUGUGAGAACACACACACACACACACACACACACACAUUCUAGAAGACUUGCAGCAGCCAAUUUUAUACUAAUUAAAACUUCUCACUUCCCUUUUCUUACUUUUCAUGAUUUAUUUAUUUAUUUUUAUUUAUUUAUUUAUUAUUUAUUUAUUUAUUUAUUUAUUUACUUAUACAUGUUAUCCUUGUUAAGACAUUAUCUCUUAUUUAUUUGUACGGUUAUGGUUAGUGAUACUUUUCAGCUUUUAUUUAUUUAUUUAUUCCUUCACUCAUUUAUCUUUUUUAUACAUAGUUACCAGCAGCGUAAUGUAAUACGACCUUCACUUAUCUGUAAUUCCCAAUUUGCCACUUAUCCCCAAAUGACUUAACCCUUUCACUGCUAUUGGCACAUCUUUCCUUAAACACCAAACACCCUCAGACAUUUUUUUUUGUUCUGCAUCGUAAUGGCUAGAAAUUGCAAAAUCUAUUCUUCUUAUUCCCUUCCUUUUUGCUUAUAAAUAUUUCAUACACUGCUUUUUAGUGCUAUGAAUUGUUGUCUAUUGCAGUGGCAGAGUUAAUAUUCUCACCCAAGUCCACAUUACACUCCAGUGGGACAGGUGCAGUGUGGGGCAAGAGGCAGGAAACAGAUCAGGCAUUACCAAUGAGACAAGACGUACUGGGAUCGCGAACACCUAACCUUCCCCUUCACUACACUGUCAUGUGAUAGAGGAAGGAACUUGGACAUUGACCUGGAAAGAAUGAGAUUAGCUUGGCGUCUUUGAUUCUGGGGUGACUCGGGGCGUGCUUGUUGUCCGUACAGAGGGCGCUGCGGGGCGUGAAGGAGCAACACGCUGCCUACUUGAAUUCAGUGACUGUCUAGUGUGGUGAUAUGAAUUGGUUGACCCUGAUAACCCAUAUCUCAAGGUCUUGCUGUUUUGUUGUCAUUUAUUUAUUUUUUUUUAUUUGUUUUCUUUUUCGUGUUUUUUUUUUUAUUUUUUUUCUCAUGAAAACCCUUCUGUGUAUUUAUGCUUGUAUUUUUUUUAAUAUUUUUUAAUUCAUUUACAUGGAAUAAGGAAAUACAUCCAAUUUGGGUAAUUUGUGUAAGCAGUAACUUUUUUUUUUCUUCUACUCCUGGUUUUUAUUUAUUAUUAUUAUUUUUUCGUUCAAUUUACAUCCCAAUCACGAAUCAUUCAAAAGUUCCAGUAUUUCAGUUGACUUUACACAUGGCCAACUAAAAAAAAAAAAAAAAAAAGCCACCACAACGGAAUUCUAGCAUUUUAUGAACCCCGCGCGGUGAGUCACUGGUGAUGCAACAGACGAGGCUUUAACUGCAGCAUGAGGGGUGUGUUGUCAUGGUACUCAGAUUCGCAUUCCACCCUUACCUCACGACCCAAGCCUUCCACACCAGCACUCAUUAUUAUCCUCGGCAUGACCAGAACCAGUGCGGGCGGGUGUCAUUGCGCUGCGAGGCGGUGUAACCAACACAAAAUAUCCCAUUAACCUUGCUGUGUGAGUCCAUAAGAAUUUGCUAUAAUCGAGCGUACACAGUGUAAUUCAAGUCAGCUCAACGCAAAGCUAAUUCAGGGCAAACAAACAAUGCUAAACUAUAAACACAACCAAAUCAAACCAAAUUAAAAGCAAUCCAAACCUAACUAAACCAAACCAAAUUAAACCAAACGAAGCCAAUCCAGUUCAACCUGGCCAGAUCCAACCUAGUGCAACGCCAAACCAAAGCAACCCCAACCAAACCAAAUCAAACUAAUGCAAACUCAUCCGAAACCAAACGAAGCCUAUUCCAACAUAACCAGACCAACCAAACUUACCCAGCCAGACCCCGCUGCUCUCAUCACGAAAAGAAAACGGAGGUACGAAGUAGGUAAGUUUUGGAGGAUCUCAAAACCUGUCUGGCGUAUGUGGAAGUGAAGCAGGAAUGAGGGGAUUACAGAGUAGGGGUCUUUCCCAGAACACUCCAGCGCUGUUUGUACCUUAAUACGUAGCCACACCACCACACAAGUUCGUUACUGGGGGAAGGCAGAGUGCAGGGUAGCGGAGGGGCGUCGAAUGUGAGGUAUAAAAACGUUAAGGAAAGCUGCAAGAAAUUAUCAGGCCUACACGUGUUUGUCUAUAAAAAAUAUGCUUGCCUCUUUCCACCUACCAUUCGUAUUCGUAAAUCCGUGUAGUCUUGUAUCUUUUUGCGUGUCAUAAUUUAAGGACAAGAAGACAAGGGAAGGUGCAAGAAGUCAUCGGGCCUACACGUGCCAGUCCCUAUUGAAAACAUGCUUACUUAUUUCCACUUAUCCAUAAAUUUACCGAGUGACUUGAAGAGAAGUAACACUAAAAGUCGACUUGGAAUUAAGAGUCAUUAUUCCCGAGAAGCAUCCAGGUCUCUCAUAAGGACUAUUUUCAAGGACAACAGGGAUGGUUAGAGUGGUUCUCAAGCGUGUCUUUUUUUUUUUUUUCUGUUGAUGCGGAAACCUUGUUAAACUAUCACUUGAAUCAUGGAAGCACUCUUGAAAGAAAAAAAAAAAAAAAAAACUCAGCAUCUACUAGAGUUUUGUUGAAGUUCGUGGAUAUAAAAGUAAUGAAUUCAGAAUACAGAACAGGGAACUUUGAAAUACGAAUUUUUGAAAGCCAGAAUGCGUUAACCCUUAGAAUCCUGUAUAGCCUUUUAAUUACUGGUAAAUUUAUAUAUAUAUUCAUUAAGUUUCAUGGCUGCUGUCCUGAAAUCAUAGUGGGUAUUGAGUCUAGUAAAAUAUCUUAAAAAUCUAGCUUCAUUAUGUCAUGCAUUGAACGGUUUUAACAAGUUCCAAUACGAUUCCCAUGACUGAAAGGGUUGAGAAUAUACUGUGGGAUACUGGGAGCUUUAAACUGCAAGGUGUGAAGAGAGAAGGGUGACUCUAGUAAUGUAAACGCUGUGUAAACCUUUGCAUGGGUCCUUGCUAAUCAAAACACCUCCUUUCGUUUUGUUUAUGUGUGUGUGCGUGUGUUUGUGUUUGUAAGUUGAACGCUAUGAGGGGAUGUGCUGGCUGCCAUUUCCUGUGUGUGUGUAGUGUGUGUGUGUGUGUGUGUGUGUGUGUGUGUGUGUGUGUGUGUGUGUGUGUGUGUGUGUGUGUGUGUGUCGUACCUGCCUUAAUUAACAACACCUGCCUCAGAUGUACAGGUGUUCUGAGGUGUUGGUUCCCCUCCCUCUGUAUGAGUGCUCUCUCUCUCUCUCUCUCUCUCUCUCUCUCUCUCUCUCUCUCUCUCUCUCUCUCUCUCUCUCUCUCUCUCUCUCUCUCUCUCUCUCUCUCUCUCUCUCUCUCUCUCUCUCUCUCUCUUAAUAUACCAGUAAAUAAUGUUCCUGAUCAUUGCCAUCGUUGUGUGUGUGUGUGUGUGUGUGUGUGUGUGUGUGUGUGUGUGUGUAAGUACAGCCGUGUGCCAUAUGCGUCAUGUAGUCAUCACAACUUCGUGCUAUAACGUACACACACACACACACACACACACACACACACACACACACACACACACACACACACACACACACACACACACACACACACACACACACUACACUACACUACACUACGCUACGCUACGCUACACAUACAAAACCACAUCUUCCCCAUAUCCCUCGUACCAUUCUUACACACACACACACACGCACACACACACACACAAUAAGUAAUUAAAAAGUGCUCAUAUUGAGUGCUAGGGACGCGCACGUACAUACAUACAUAAGUAAGGGCGCGUUAUGGAACUUUCGACUCGAAGUACAGAGUCGAUAAGUGUCAAUAUUUAAGUAUUUGUGUUCGUCCCAAGUCUACCUGUUCCUUUUUUUUUCUUUCUUUUUUUUUCUGUGUGUGUGUGUGUGUGUGUGUGUGUGUGUGUACAUUUUGUUUUUCUUUAGUAUACACAGUCACCCGCAUGCACACCCACGCACGCACGCACAGUAUUGACUCAAGUACAAUAUCCUAUCUCAAGUCCAGUCCUCACGUGUACUCAUAAGUCGUGUAAGUCACAAAGUACACACACACGCGCGCACACACACACACACACACACACACACACACACACACACACACACACACACACACACACACACACACACACUCACACAAGCGAACCAUUUCCUACAUUCCCGAUAUUUCAUUCCUUAUUGACAUUGUUUUUUUGUAUUUCUGUUAAUUUUGGUCAUCAUUUAUUUUCUUACUUUUUUUCUAUUCUUGAACACAUUUUACGUAUUUCUUCAUAAUUUAUCUAUUAUUUUUAACACAUCUACGUUUUGCAAGUCAUAGUUUUUAUCAUUAUCUGUUAUUUUUUUUGUGCAGUCGAUAUAGUUUUUAUUUAUUUAUUUAUUUUAUUUUUUAUACCAGCGUAAUAUAUUCAUUUCUUUCGGUUCAUUCACGUAUAUUUUUCUAUUUCCGUAUCAUAACACUUCGCUUAUUUUAUACCCGAGAUUUCUCCUUAAAUUGUAUAAACUCCGUAAUCCUGCAAUCGAUCCCUUUUGUAGCCGAGCCGCUGAAUCAGAAGCUAUCCCAUCGAUCCUCUUUUGUCUUUUUUUCUGUCUUUUCUCCCAGUCAUUGAAAAAAAAAAAAAAAAAAAAAAACAGCUGCGCAUCGACCCAGCUUGAUUCCUUUAACGGAUGAGCGCAUUUUGUGGCGAAGAUAACAUGAAAGCUUCUCAUAUUGUUUCGUUUAUUAUUUUGUAUUUGUCUUUGUUUCUCGUUAGUGUUAUUGUUUUUAGAUUGAUAUUCAUGUACUUAUAUAUUGAUGUGUUUGUUUAUCAUUACGAUUUUUUUUAUUAGAUUUAUUUAUUUAUUUAUUUUAUUUAUUAUUUUUGUUUAUUUUAUUUAUUAUUAUUAUUUUUAUUUUGCUGGGUUGGUAAUACGAGUUUGAAUAUCUAUUUAAAUUUUCCUCCUCCUCCUCCUCCUCCUCCUCCUCCUCCUCCUCCUCCUGCAAACUGCGUCUCAGUUCCUUCCUUUACGCUCCCUCGGGUGAAGCAGGUGAAUUAAUUAACCUUUUCAGGUGCAUCCUUCAUUCACCUCACACCUGCGCUCCUCUUUUUUUUUUUCUGAUUUUAUUUACAUUGGGGUCAUGUCUUUUCGUACUUGUGAAACCUCUGAAUUAUUUUAGUGGCCCCUUAAAUAUUUAAAUCCUCAUGACGAACAGUGCCGUAAGAGCCAACAUGUCUGCUGGUGUUCGUUUUGUAGUGUUUUUUUUGUGUUGAUUUUUGUUGACUUUGGUAACUUUUUUUUUUUUUUUUACUGGCGCCUCAGUGGGGGUGUUUUACCUAUAUAUAUUUUUUGUUGCCAGUUGCCUUCUUACAUAAUAAUAUGUACGAAUUACCCAAAGCACACUAAAUGACAUUGUUAAUUACACUUACUAAUUAUAUUCACUGAACAUCUCUACCUCUUUAAAACUGCACAUCGUGACACACCUGCAUAAUUAACACCAAACUCCAUCACGCCUAGUUUACCACAGUCAUUCCGCCGCAUGCGGACACCGGAAUGGCAACACUGUUACGGGGCCUUCACCUUACGCUCUGAUUGGUUGACGUAUUAACAUUUUAUGUUCAUGUACGUUUUUUUUUUUUUUUUUUUUUUCUUCUUUUUCCCAGAUUGUUUUAAUUUACAUUUUUCUUCAUAUUUUCAGUUUAUUCAUAUUUUCUUUUUAGUAACAUCUCUUUUAUAUUCACAUUUUUUUUUCACUUUAUUCACAUUUUCAUUUUUUUUUUACUUUUUUUCUUCAUAUUCUCUGUUUUAUUCAAAUUUUUAUACGAGUACACAUUUCUUUUUUGUUCACAUUUUCAUUAUUCACAAAUCCUUCAUUCACAUUUCUCACAUGUGCGGCCUUUCAAAAUUCAUUAUUUACUUUCUAUCCAAGCCAAAAAUUUAAUUAUAUAUAAGGCACCUGACUAUUUGUGCCUAUUUCAUCCAGUACGUAAAGUCAGUGAAGGUUUUCGGCGAAGAUUUUGAAGUCAGUUUGCGGCACGUUUGAAAGUACCGCGGAAUGCUUCAGCCAAUCAGCGAGUGACGCCAGCGCCCAGUGACAGUGUUGCCAUGCCCGUGUGCUCUUGGCUGGUGAAAUUAUGAUACUAGAUUCGCCUUGAUGGAGUUAAAUAAUUGGAUUUUUAUAUGUGCCGAUUACAAAAGAAGUAGAUGUUAGUUAUAUACAAAAUUUAUCAUUAAAGUAUAUUUACACUUUGUAUAAUACCUUAUUUAGCUUAAUUUACCUUCAUUUACUGUUGAAUAACUACAAAAACACUUCAGUUAUUAAAAUUACACUUGGUAAUUACACACACAGCAUCUUUGAAUUAUAUUUACAACACCUAUAGUACUUUAUGUAAUUUAUCUUCCUUCACUGUUCAGUAACUACGAAAAAAAAAAAAAACAUUAAUUAUCACAAUUACAUUCACGAAUCACAGACUCAGAAUCUUUAAGUAUAUUUACACACAUUCUUUCCCUUACACAGUUUACAACGUUGAUCUGCUCUUGCCACAAAAUACACCAAUUACACCAUUAAUCACAUAUACCACACAACUAAUUAUAUGUACCUACUUUUAUGGUAAUUACUUUUUUUAUAUAUGAUUUAACCCAGUGGAUUAUUUAUCAGUACAUUGAUUAAUUAUGAACUAAGUAAGUAUCAUAAGUAAUUACCGUGUUAAGUAAUUACGAGUUUAUUAUGGAGAUUUAAAGAGCCCUGGGUGUGCUCACAUUGAGUGCUCGCCAGGCGGGUCUGUAUAUGGACUGGUGGAAGAGAGGCGUGACUCAUGGCAGCCUCUCGCUCCUCUCCUGGGCCUGAAGCUGUGUGGCAUUGCUGGGGGUCGCUAGUUUGUUAUUUUUAGGGUUGGGUUUGGUUUGGUUAGGUCAUUUAGGUUACGUGGUCUAGUAAUCUAAUGUAACCUAAACUAGCUAGACCUUAUAUCUUAUCUAGCCUUAUGUAUCUUGGUUUUCCUUAACUUAUAUCAGUUCUCAUCUCUACUAACCUAAUGUAACCUUAUCAUACCUUAUCUCACCUUGCCAUACGUUACUUGACCCAAUCUAAUCUUACAUUACUUAAUCUUUCCUUGCCAUACCUAAUGUGACGUUAUCUUCCCUUACCUUACAUUACCUAACCGUACCUAACUUUCUUUCCCACCCAACCUAACCUGAUCAAACCCAGCCCCCAAAAAUAACAAAUGUGACUAAUUCCCGUGCAGUCCACCCUCUAUAUUCUAUAUAUACAAAUACUGCCUGAUAGUAGCUAUCGGGAUGGUAAUAGUAGUAGUGAAUAUAAUAGUAGAUUGAAAUGGCUGACUACUACACUACAUAAUAAACUAUAGUACCUUUUUCUAACAGGGAAAGGUGUACGUAUGUAUGUAUGUGUGUAUUGGGAGCAGCUUCAAUGUAAUUUUUAACUGUUGCAAAAUAUACCUAGCUGCUAUACAUGAUGAGAACAAAGAUAUGGUUUUCAUUAAUGACUGGUGUUUUAUUACCACUGCCUUACCGUGCUUGUUAUUAGUAUUAGUGUCUGUAUGCCCUAAAUUGUAUCUUUCCUUCUGCCUCCAACGCUUCAAACCUUCUAUUUUUUUGUUGCUUGGAACAUUUUGUAGCGGCGCCUUAUGACCGUGAUGUUGCGUCGCCUUCCCCUCCUCCCUCCCUUUUUCCUAUCAAUCACUCAUUCCUUUUGCCUCCUUCCUCUUGACUCCCAACUCUCAAGUCCUGCCGCUUGUUUCCUUCUUAACCCUUUCACUGCGGUAUGGGACAAUUCACGGCACUAAAAACAAUGCAUGGAAUAUAAGCAUCUACAUGAAAGAAGAGGAUAAAAAAGAACAUGUUUUGCAAUUUCUGGCCAGUUUAGUGUUUGUAGGUGGCUGUAGAAACAAGAAAAGAUGUCCCAGCGUGGUUAGUAAUUUAGGAAAGGUGUGCCAGGUAGAAGUGAAAGGGUUAAUUCCUAUCUUUUUCCGCACCUAUUACCACUGCUAUUACGUGUUUGUUAUUAUUGGUAUCCUUAUGUCUUAAAUCCUGUCUGCUUUCCUUCCUCCCAGUUCCUAUGCCAUGUCCCCUGUUUCCUUCUUAACUCUUUCUUAAUUCAUACCUCAUUUUUUUUUUUCCCCAAACUUACUUCUGACUUCUUUGCUCUUAUUUAAAUUUUUCCUAAUACUUUCGUAACUCUUGCCUCAUUUAUUUUUCUGACUUUUGUUUUCUACUUUCUUUUUCUUAUUUCGUUCUUCCUAACACUUUCCUAACUUUUUGUCUUACCUCUUACACCCUGUUCCUCUUAACUCCUUAACUCCAUUCUCCCCCCCUUGACUCUCACCUUCCUUCACUUCCCAUAGGAGGCAAAAUAAGCUGGAAAUGUAGUCACCAGUAACUCAGAUCACAAAAUGUACGUACCUUGCAAAAAAAAAAAAAAAAAAAAAAAAAAAAAGGAAAGAAAAAAAAAGAAAAAAAAUGGCACAGACUCGGAAAGAAUGCUGACAAGGCAGAAAUUAUCCAACAAAAAACAUAUCUAGAUUAGAGAGUGACACAUUGAUGGAAAACCCAAGAAAGGAUGUUACGGAAGCCUGGAAUCAAGUACAUAUGUCCUCGUGGCUCAGUGGUAAAGAUAUGACAGCUGAUAAUUGUGAGGUCACCGAUUCGAAUCCUGGGUGUAUGUACUUUAUUAUCCAGACACAGAGAGAGAGAGAGAUAAGAUUAGUAGAGGUUAAAAGAUGGAAAAGUAAAAUGAAAUGGAAAUGAAUAAGAAAAAAAAUAGAAGUAAAAUAGAAGAAGAAAAGUAACGACGAGGUUUUGAAGUGAAUAAAAAGAAAACAGGAAAUAAAAUGAAUACUCGAACAAAAUAGAUAAAAGAAAAUAAGACGAAGUGAAGAAGAGCUAAAGAUGAAAUGAAUGAAAAGAAGAAAAGUAAAAAAAUAAGGAAGACCUAAAGAAGAAAUGAACGAAAAGAAAAAAAAAACGGAAAAUAAGAGUUAAAGAAGGCAUGAACGAAAAGAAGAAAAGGAAAGGAUAUAGAAGAGUUAAGAAAAGAAGAAAAGAAAGGGUAUAGAAGAGCUAAAGAAAGAAUGAACGAAAGGAAUAAAAAAAAAGAUGAAGAAGAGCUAGACAAGAGGUAAAGGAAAUGAAGAAGAGACGAAGAAAAAGAACCUGACGAAGAAGACAUAGACAAAAGAUAAAAGAAACAAAGAACAGAUGUAGGAAAAUAAGAAGUAAAGAAGGACUAGACAAAAGGUAAAAGAAAUAAAGAAGAAAUGAAAGAAAAGAAGAAGAGGUCAAAGAAGAGCUAGACAAGAGAUAAAAGAAAUAAAGAAGAGAUGAAAAAAAAAAGAGGAAUGAAGAACACGUGAACAGGCAUAGAGGAAGUUGAGUACAAAUGAUGGGGACAUGAUGGGGAAUACUCACCUCUAAUAUCAGGAAGGCGUCACGUGUGGGUAGGAGCUGAAUAAAGCCGAGUAACGUCGCUCUCUCUCAAACAGGAUGUCACAGAACAGUUACAUAUUCACUCGCUUGUAUUUUCCGACGCACAUUUCAUUCCCUCAGGCGACUCAGCAAGAACUCAGGUAAACUCAUCCAGGUGACUCACUCAGGUAAUGUAUCCAGGUAAUGUAUCCAGGUAACUCAGGUAAUUCAUCCAGGUAAUGUAUCCAGAUAAUUACUCAUCCACGUAACUCAGGUAAUUCAUCAAGGUAACAGGUGUCUCAUUCAGGUAACUAACUCAUGUCACAGGUAACUCACUCAUACAGUAUGUUUUCUCAGUACCUUUACAUUAAAAUAACUUUAAAAAAAAGAAAAAAAGAAAGAAAAAGAAAAGCAUCGUAAAGAACAAAAGAAAUGCAUGUACAAAAUAAAAAGAAGGAAAGAAAGAAAGAAAGGAAAAUGCGCUCACAAAUAAAAAAAAAAUAAAAAAAAGUGGGAGACAGAAAAGAAAAAACAAUAAUAAGCGCGUGAAAACAAAGCACGCCUCAGGUAAAGGUGGUUAAGGGCGUUCCCAGGCUUCAGGUGAGGAUAACAAACACGGGAACCUCACCUUCUCUUCUGUAGUCUUUCAUUUGUCAUUAUUCUGAGUAGUGAGAAACAUUCCUUGCACGGACACACAAAUAAAAAGACACAUUACGUUGAUUCUGUCUUUUCUACGGUACCAAGUUAAUGUAUUGUAAUUUAUGAAGAAAGAUUAAGUUGGUAAUGGAAUGUAAUUAAGGGGAAAACACUAAUAAAAAGACACGAUACGUUGAUUUUGUCUUUUCUACGGUACCAAGUUAAUGUAUUGUAAUUUGUGAAGAAGGGUUAGUAAGUUGACAAUGGACUGUGAUUAAAGGAAAAGUCUAAGUUGAUGAUAAGUGAAGAAAAGAUAGAAUGCAUUAAUUUUAUCUUCUCUACGCUAACAAAGUAUUAAAUGGGCUUUGAUUAAAGAAAAAGUGUCUGAUAAGUUGACAAUGUAAAAAGAAAAAAAAAUGUAGAAUGUUUUUUUUUUCCUAUCUACACUACCAAACUAUCAAAUGGAUUGUAAUUAAACAAUAAAAAAAAAUAGGUUGGUAACGGACUAAUUAAAAAAAAAAGUUAAUCAGAGGUGUUUAAAGGAAGUUGUUUAGAAGUGCAAAUAAACUAGAAUAUACAUGAAAACAAACUAGCCAAGUGAAGGUGAUAUUUAAUAGUAGCUAGUGAUAAAAGAAAGUUGCUUACCAUUGUAUGCAAACCAGAGCGGAAUAUCAAAACAAACCAGGUAAGUAAAGGUGAUAAUUAGUAUUCGUUGGUGACUUUCUCGACUUGACAUACAAACAAACCACCCAGGUAUCCAGGUAAACAAGCAGCCAGGUACUGUACAGGUAAUAAUUAGCCGAAGAUGAUUCAAGAAAGUCGUUUAGCACUGUAUUAUAAACUCGAGCAGAACAUCAAAGCAAACCAACCAGCCAGGUAAAAAUAAUAAUUAAAUGCGUUCCGGGAGUCAGGUAAGGAUGAUAAUCUAAGAAGUUGCCCAUUGAAAGUUGCUUUUAUCAUUGCAUUCAAACUCGAUUAGAACAUCCAGACAGGUAAAGAUAAUAAUCAAACGCAUUCCGGGGCCCGGCCAGGUAAGAGGCGAGGAGUGUGGGGUGGGGGGGUGAACCAGACAUUUCGUUCAAACACUUCCCGGAAAAGGAAGAUCAACCAACUUCCGAGGAACAGACUGUAGGAAAUGUUCACCGGCACCUUUGAUUGGGUAAUACCUUGAUGACGUCACCGGCCCACUCCUCCCAUUGGCCAUGACUCAUAAUCAUGUGAGCGCAAUGUGGCAAGAACUCACUCAUGACGUCACACAAGCCCCUGUCAUUGGCCAGCUGGGAAUAGUGACAUAAGAGAUCUAUACGCUGAUUGGCCCUGGCGAUAUGACGUAAGGGAUAAGAUAACACCUGAUUGGCUGCGGGAGUGGAGCUUACACGGCGGGAGAUAGAGAGUGAGUAAGUGAUUGAGUGACUUAUUUUCUCUCUCCCAAGUGUUUGAUAAGCAGUCUGCGUGUGUGUGUGCUGGACAAACAAGUGGUAUUUGAACUGCGGGGGAUAGUACUGAGUGAAUCACCGGUGUUCAUCAUUAUUGGGUAUUAUAAGGGAUGAAGGAACAGUGGCGGAAUAUGUGUUAGUUCUCCCCUGAGUGGUUUAUCAUGCCCAGGUGCGCCAGAAAACGUUAUUAUCAUAGUUUUUCACACAAGUGACUGUGUGGCAACUCGAGUUUAUAUACUGGGAGUCUGGAAAUCUUCGCUCAGUGGCGCCGGGAUGGCCGAGGAGGAAGGAGGGUCUAUCGCGCACUCCCGCUCCUCCCAUGACUAGUGUGCUGUAUAUUUUGUGUAUUGGUAAGGCCACAGUGACCCAGGCCAAACAAUUGUGACCUCCACACGUGACUUCGCUAGUUGUGACCCGCUGCAGUGAAGGGCAGAGGCAGGAUUGCUAAGACUACCACCACCACCACCACCACCACCACCAACAUGGCGUGUGGUGGGGCCGUGGUCGUGGGGAGGAGGGGGGACCUAGGACCCUCUCAAUAUUCUCCCACCAACCCCCCAAACCUCUGACACUCCCCCACUAAGACGGCAACAUAACAAGAGGUACUAUUACUACUACUACUUCUACUUCUACUUCUACUACUACUACUACUACUACUACUACUACUACUACUACUACUACUACUACUACUACUACUACCACUUCUACUUCUACUACUACUACUACUACUACUACAAGGUGUCAAACUAUUCCUCCUCCUCCUCCUCCUCCUCCUCCUCCUCCUCCUCCUCCUCCUCCUCCUCCGCCUCUUCGUGAGUCACCGUGGAAAAAUGAAAGAAAAAAGAAAGAAAGGGAGAAAGAAAAAAAACUAGAUUAUUGGCGAGAAAGUGAAGAUAGAGAAAAAAAUAAAGGAACAAAGAAAAGAAGAGAGAAAAGAACAAAAAAAAUAGAAAAGGAAGAUGAAAAUGGAAUAAAUAGAGAAACGAAAGAAAAAGAAAGAAAAUAAAUAAUUAAAUGCCUGUAUGUGUGUGUGUACAAAAAGUGUAUUAACUCAAUUUUUGUAAACUGACAUAGAGAGAGA
Messenger RNA from Scylla paramamosain (green mud crab), 27611 nucleotides. It is a transcript of the gene sfl, whose product is annotated as bifunctional heparan sulfate N-deacetylase/N-sulfotransferase-like. The record is from RefSeq and is a predicted model, not a curated record. Gene Ontology annotation, molecular function: deacetylase activity; heparan sulfate N-sulfotransferase activity. Lineage: Eukaryota; Metazoa; Arthropoda; Malacostraca; Decapoda; Portunidae. Gene Ontology annotation, cellular component: Golgi apparatus. The coding region runs from base 330 to 3092 and encodes 920 amino acids. The transcript has 19 exons.